This is a messenger RNA of Aphis gossypii (cotton aphid), 2688 nucleotides long. Its product is annotated as UV-stimulated scaffold protein A-like. The record is from RefSeq and is a predicted model, not a curated record. Gene Ontology annotation, cellular component: chromosome. Bases 602 to 2482 code for a protein of 626 amino acids. NCBI's taxonomy places the organism in Eukaryota, Metazoa, Arthropoda, Insecta, Hemiptera, Aphididae. The transcript is spliced from 12 exons. Gene Ontology annotation, molecular function: RNA polymerase II complex binding. Gene Ontology annotation, biological process: response to UV; transcription-coupled nucleotide-excision repair.
UCGCACGGACUGCGGUAGUAUGCGCGUAUCAUAUUAUUAUUAUUAUUAUUAUUAUUCGAGCGCGGAACGGAAAACCAUCGUACUCCGACACUACACACGAACGGAAUACGGUUGAUAGCAAUAUAAUAUUAUAAUAACAUAAUUGUCGGAUCGUCUCGUCCUGGGCUAAAACGAUCGUCCUACGAUGAGUAAUGUUUUAAUGACGGACAAGUAAACAAUAACAGUUUGUCGGUUUCGCAGUAUCGACCGUAAAACAAUCCGAUAGCGCGAGACACACAUUUUAUCGUUAUUAUUAUUAUUACGAAUCGAUUUCCCGUGUAAUCGUCGCGUAGGUGUUGCCCGUCGUCGCGAACACUCGUCGUCACCGAUGACGAGUCUGUUCAUCGUCGCCGCACAACCGCCGUCCUUAGCGUCCGUCGUCGUGACAAACAGUGGCCGACGAACCACGCCGAUCAUUGCAGCUGUCCACUGAUACAUCGUCGUCACUUCAGUUUCGGCCCGUCAUCGCUCCUCAGGGCUACCGUUGGCGCCGACCGUACGCCACUGACUGUCGUACGAGAGCACCUACUCUCCAGCCAGAAACACCCGCUGCUGGCUUAGCAUGACGCUUGACUACGAUACGGCUAGCCGUGCAGCUCAACUCGUCGAACGUUUGACCAGCACCGGCGAAAACGACGUGGAUCACAAAUUGUACGACGAAAUAGAAAACAUCUGCAAAAAAUCCUCAAUCUACAUCGACAGAGUUCAUGCAUUACUAUUUCAUCAACUCAAAGAGAAACAUUCUCAAAUUCGUUUGAGUGCACUCCGAAUUUGUAAUCGUCUUUUUAAGAAAUUUGAACAUUUUAGAAAAUUAAUAAUCCUCGAUAUUUCGGUUCUCCUAAAACUCACAAUUAAUACGGAUGCGGGACGAACGUUGCCUCCGCCUAAGAAAUUCGCAGCGGAUUUAGAAAUUUAUUCCAUUAAAUGCAUUAAGGAAUGGAGUGACGAGUUUGGGAAAGACUUUAAAGACGAAUUUAAUUUUGUGUUUAAGUAUUUAAACAAGUACAAAAAAAUUGAUUUUGAAUCGAUGACCGUACUAUCCGUCACCGAAGCGAAACUAUUGGAGGAUAGACAACUGCGACAACAGCGUAUCAAUGAAGAAAAAUUAAAAAAAAUCGAGUCCGAAAUAUGUGAACUCGAACCGGAAAUAACUAUUGCGGCUAGAACCCUGGAGAGUUGUCUGGAAUUGCUAAUUCCCACUCCGGAAGAUUUUUGUAUACCUGAAGCGGAGAAAGACAUUGUCCCUCCAUCGAACCCUUCAGAACUUUCGUCGUUAGAUACAGAACGAAAAAUUUCCGCCGGGGUUGAUUCGAGCAAUGAAAACGAAAGGAGCAGAGAAACUGGUAUAAUCGACCCUGCAGCGCACACCGUGACAGUCACGUUGAAACCAAAUUUUCAGAAGAGGGUGAAGAAAUCCGAAGACAACUUGGCUAUAAUUGAAAGUGCAAAUGAGCAAGUAAAGCUCAUAUCCGACAAGUAUUUGCCAAGAAUCAAAAAAUGGAUGCAAGACAUAGCAAAAAUUUCGAAUGGAGAACUCUUGAAACGAGCGAUCGAACUCAAGCAGCAUUUAACUGACCUAAUGAGCCGAGAAAACAAAAUCACGUACUAUGGAGACAGUGAUGAUGAUUGUUCUAGCGAAUCGGACAUGGAAGAAGUCCUUCCUAAAUCUUGUGCCGAUGAUCUGUUGGCUCAAUGUUUAGCUAAAACUGAUAAUAAUGUUCAAAAUUAUGGUAGUAAUCGCGAAGAGUCUGUAAAAGUUCCAGAGAGAGAUGAAAAUCGCAGCGAUGUUGUAGUCGUGCCCAAGUUACCGUUCGACAUUGAUCUAUAUCACUGGGAAGACGAACAACUUUCAGCUCCUCGUAUUUUACCUACAAAUCAAGAUGGUCAUAGUUUUUGGACUUCAAAUUCUGUAAUGGACACUGACUGUGAUGGUAUUAUACAGCCAGGAGGAUCUGAAAUUUUACGCACUCGAGUUAUUGAAUUUACUGGUAAAUUCGAAAAAGUUGAUCGACAGUGUAGAGCCCCAUUGCCAAGUGGAAGAUUAUGCCCUAGAGAAGACCGUUUUAAGUGUCCGUUUCAUGGACGUAUUGUACCUAGAGAUGAGCUCGGCCGUGUUGUCGAUCCGGAAAACAAAAUAAUUUUAGAAAAAGAAAAAAAACAGAAUGUACCUGAUUGGCAAGAUCCACAGUUGCUUAGAGAUAUACAGCAUCAAACAGGGGUUGAUCUUAAAAUGCCGGAAAAAGGAAGUAAAAGGAAAAGAAAAAGAAAUUCAAAUCUGGCCAAUUUAAAAAAAGAACAGGAUACUCCACGCUCCCGGCUGGAAAAGAAAGUGUUCAAAAAAUCAUCUGUGAAGAAAGUGGCUAACAUUUUAGAUGGUAUAGAUCAGAGGAAAUUUCGUGACAAAUUUGGAGACCAAUUCAAUUAUGUUCACGACACUGCUUAAUUUAUGUGUGUCUUAUGUUUUUUCUAACUAUUAAGUAUUGUAACUUUAAGCUAAUAAUAUUAAGUUAAAAAUUAGUAUAAUUGAAUUAUAUGAAAAAUGUUUACCUUACGUAAUUGAACUAUUUUGUACAUUUUUGUAAUACUAUAUAUAAGUUAAAUAUAAAUUAUAAUGUAAUAUGUUUGUAAUUAUAUACAUAUAUAGCGAGA